Trypanosoma conorhini is the source of this 732-nucleotide messenger RNA. Its product is annotated as serine/threonine protein kinase. Lineage: Eukaryota; Euglenozoa; Kinetoplastea; Trypanosomatida; Trypanosomatidae. Gene Ontology annotation, cellular component: cytoplasm. Gene Ontology annotation, molecular function: phosphatase activity; endopolyphosphatase activity. The record is from RefSeq and is a predicted model, not a curated record. Gene Ontology annotation, biological process: polyphosphate catabolic process. The transcript has a single exon. Bases 1 to 732 code for a protein of 243 amino acids.
AUGAAAAGCAAAUACGCACAGGUGGAGACGAUCGGCAACGUGGCCGGGCGAGUCAUUAUUGUGGGCGACAUUCACGGCUGCCUCACCCAACUGCAGGAGCUGUUGGCGGCCGCGGCCUUCGUAAAGGGCAGGGAUGCGGUGAUCAGCGUUGGGGACCUGGUGAACAAGGGGCCGGACUCGGUCGGCGUCGUGCGUCUGCUGCGGGGCAUUGGCGCACGCGCGGUGCUCGGCAACCAUGACGCCAAGCUGCUCAAACUUCGGAAAAAGUUGCGCAAAAAUGGGGCGCUCACCGGGAAGCAAAGAAGCUCGAGUUUGGCCCUGCUCGCCACGACGCUGCCGCAGGAUGUUGAGGAGUAUUUGUCACGCCUGCCGCACAUUCUUCGCAUCCCCGCCCACAACCUGCUGGUGGUGCACGCGGGCCUUCACGUCCAGCGCCCUCUCGAGCAGCAGUUGGUGGAUGAGGUGACCACGACGCGCAACCUCGUUGCGCACGGGCCCGGGCCGCACACCGCGUCCGAGGAUACAACCGAGGGCGUGCCGUGGGCCUCGCUGUGGCGAGGUCCGGAGACGGUUCUCUUUGGCCACGACGCCAGACGGGGCCUCCAGCGGUACCCGUACGCGAUUGGAUUAGACACGCGGUGCGUGUACGGCGGGGAGCUCACCGCCGUCGUCUACCCCGGCGAACGCCUCAUCGCCGUGCCUGGCUGGUGUUCCCUGCCGUCGAAGGUGUGA